AUGAGUUUCUACGACAAUUAUUAUGUUUCUGGUGGCUAUGAAAAUGAAGAAAUAGAAAAACAAAAAGUUGAUUUCAUUCCAACUAGUAGAAUUACAGUUAUUCCAAAUGCAACAAAUUAUCAACCAGAUGACAUUUGUGAAUUAUUAAUACGAGCACCAUUUAGUCCAGCUAGUGGUUUGGUUAUACUAGAUUGCGAUGGUCAAGUUUCACAACCAAUACAAUUUCAGAUAGAAUCUGGUAAAGAUUCAGCGAUUGUUGAAUUUAAAAUCUCAAAAGAUUGGAUACCAGGAUUUACAGUUCAUGCUGAAUUAGUAGGUUCAAUUCUAAGAGAAACGAAAGUGAUUGAUUCACUACAUCGCCCAGCAAUCGCUACUGGUUCAGUAUCAUUAGAAGUAUCAAGAGAUAUUUAUAAAUUAAAUGUUUUAAUUAGUACAAAAGAAACAGAUAAAACGUUUACACCAUCAUCUAUUAUUCAUAUAGAUGUUGACGUUACACAAUAUGUGGAUAAUGCAGCCGUGGGCAACACAGAAGUUUGUUUGAUUGUUGUAGAUGAAGCAGUUUUAUCAUUAACUGGUUACACAUUACUGAGUCCAUUAAAUAUAUUUUAUCCUGACCGAUCGGCAAAGGUACGGCGAUAUCAUGGUAGAAAUCGUUGUUUACUGUUCAAUAGUCAGGAUAUAGAAAAAUUUAAGAAAGAUAUACAAAAAGGAAAUAGGUAUCACAGCGAGGAAGGCAUGAGGCAUAUGCAAUAUGCAUUGCUCGGCAGUGGUUCGGAUGAUGAACAGAAAAUAGCGGUUCGGUCAAACUUCAAUCCCUUAGUAUGUUGGAUACCAUCAGCAACCACCGAUUCAUCAGGACAUAUUGCAUUUGAAGUUAAAUUAACUGAUAAUCUAACACGCUAUCGUGUAUGGGCAAUAGCAACUAAUGAUAAGCAAUAUGGUUUAGGUGAAACAUCAUUUACUGUUCAGUUACCAAUUAUGAUUCGACCAUCACCACCAAGAUUUCUUAAUUAUGGUGAUACAGCUCAUUUCUCAGUUAUUUUACAAAAUCAAACUGAUUUAUCAUUAUCAUUACAUGUUGGCUUAAGAGCAAGUAACGCUAAAUUAUUAACAUCAGAAACAAAUCAACGAGGAAUUGGUUAUUCAAUUGUAUUACAAGCGAGUAAACGAGUUGUUGUUACAUUUCCAGUUUCAACAAUUCAUUCUGGUACAGCUCGAUUCCAGUUUUUACUUACCACCGAUAAUAAUAAAACAUGUGCAUCGUGUAGUGAUUCAGUCGAAUUAAGUUUACCUGUGUUUACGCCAGCAACGUCUGAAGCACUUUCAACAUAUGGUGAUAUACGUGAAGAAGAAGUGAUUUUACAACCAAUAAAGACACCAACAGAUGUUAUUCCACAAUUCGGCGACUUAUCAAUAACAACAAGUUCAACAGCAUUAGCUUCAUUGACAGAUGCAAUUAUUUCAUUGUAUACAUAUCCAUAUGAAUGUACGGAACAAAUAAGUUCAAGAUUAUUAGGUAUACAGGCGUUAUGGGAUGUUUUAGCAGCAUUUCAUUGUAAAGAAUUACCUGAUGUCUCAGUGUUAAAAACAAAAUUAGAAUCGGAUAUGAAUAUCCUAAAAGGUCGUCAAUAUUCGAACGGUGGUUUCGGCUACUGGACAAAUCGAAAUGACUCUUAUGCUGAUCCAUAUAUGAGUAUGCAUGUUGCCCAUUGUUUAGCCGUUGUUAUAAAUAAAAAGGUACUGGAUGUUAAUGAGAGUCUGCUAAGUAAUGCGUUAAAAUAUGUUGAAAAUAUAGAAUCUGAAAUUGAUCAACUACCAUAUAGUAAAUAUUGGUCCGAAAUAACUCGAUAUAGUUUAAUAAGUUAUUCACUAUAUGUUAGAACAAAACAUCGUCGCAAUGUGGCUGGUGAAGCUUCACAAUUAUUUAAACGGAGUGGAUUCGAUAAACUUAGUUUAGAAGCAUUAGGAUGGCUAUUAGUAGCACUAUUCACUGGUGAAAAUAAUAAUAAAGAUCAAACAGUUGAAAUAAUAUACAACCAUUUAAAAGGUAAAGUAAGUGAAACAGCAGAAACAGCUAAUUUUAUAACAUCAUAUGGUGAUGAUGGUCAGUCGGUCAUGUUACAUUCAAAUCAACGAACAGAUGCUGUAUUAUUAGAGUCAUUUUUAUAUAUUGAUCCAAAGUCAAGUCUAUGUACAAAAUUAUGCAAAGGUUUACAAGCACAUAAAGUGAAAGGUGCAUGGAAAUCAACACAAGAAAAUUGUUUUGUAUUAGUUGCAUUAGAAAAAUAUUUUCACAUGAAAGAAGCGGAUACACCAGACUUUGUUACGAAUAUUUGGCUUGAUAGUGAUUAUUGCGGUCAACAUCAAUACAAAGGUCGAAUUACAGACACAUACACAGUGAAUAUUCCAAUGAAAGCAAUCUUGUCGCCAACAUCAUCAUUCAAUACGAUUGACAACAAUAAGAAUCUAAUCAUGCAAAAAGUUGGUAAUGGCCGCUUAUAUUAUCGUAUCGCAUUGAAUUAUGCUUCAUCAAGCUUACAAUUAAAUGCAGUUAAUUAUGGUUUUAAAAUUGAACGAACAUAUGCAGCAGUCAACGAUUCAUCACAUGUUCAGAAACAAUCAGAUGGUACAUGGAAAUUGAAAUUAGGUGAAAAAGUUAAAGUCAUAUUAACAAUGGCAACAACACAACGACGAUAUCAUAUAGCAUUAGUUGAUUAUUUACCAGCUGGUUGUGAACCAUUAAAUACACAAUUAAAAGGUACAUUGACAGGUGAUACGAGCUCAUCAGUAUCAAGGGCAAGAGAAGCUGAUCAUUACUAUGGAUGUCGUCCAUA
This is a messenger RNA of Didymodactylos carnosus, 2834 nucleotides long. NCBI's taxonomy places the organism in Eukaryota, Metazoa, Rotifera, Eurotatoria, Philodinida, Philodinidae. The record is from the annotation of a GenBank genome assembly.